AUGAAUUCGGAAGAGCCAGUCGAUUACUGCCCUUACCGGCAGAACCUUGACUGGAGCCAGGUCCAAACCCAAGACUUCUCCAAAGUCAAGUACUUUCAACCUUCAGAUUCCGAAUUGGAAAAUGACGGCGACGUAUAUGCCAAUGGCGUGACAUAUCCCUCGCAACCUGCCCAGGCAAGCAGCAAGAAGAGCAAGAAAAAGGCCAAGAAAGACAAGAAGGCAAUACAAUACACUUACGACGAGCCGUCAACUGCUGCUCCCGAGAUCCCCACCCCGGAACCGCCUCACGACACCGGCGCGAAAGAAUCUUCGAAAAAGGACAAGAAGGACAAGAAGAAAGACAAGAAAAAGAAGAAGGGCAAAAGUGGCAAAGAAGCCGAGCCAGAGCCGACUGAGAGCUCCAAAUCGACUCCUUCGCCACCACCGCCGCCGGCUGAAGCGAAGCCAACGAAGAUGGACGAAUCCAUGAUUGACCCCAAAGAGGAGACCUCUGCUGUAGAGCCUGCGGCUGAAACCGACCCCGUUGUUGACCGAAGUCUCGACGAGCCCGUCAACGAGAAGAAGCAGGAGACAGAUGCAUCAGCGGCUGCGGCUGCCGCUGUUGCUGUUGCUGCCGCGGCGGCAACGGCAGCCGCGGUAGUCAGUACCGACGAAGACGCCACUGAAGCCCCCGCCGUUGCAUCAACGGAAGUCGAAGAAGAUGCCUUGGGCGAUGUUCCAGCUGCUCCAGCCGCUCCAGCCGACCAACCGGAGACAACACCUGAGAUAGCAGAGCCCGAAUCCGAAGGUCCCCUUGAGGAGACUCCUGUAGAAACAUCAACAUCGGAAGAAGCAGAUGCCGCCGAGGCCCAAGUCAACGACACAACUUCAGCCGAAGGUGCUCCCGAAGGAACGAGUGAAGCGGAGGCCGACAAACCAUUGGGAGACGCACCCGAAGGUCCUGCUGCAGUUGAGGAAGCCCCCGUUACUUCAGCAGAUGCUGAGCCUGAGGAGCCCGAACCCGAAGCAGAUACAACAUCGGAACCUCCAACUGAAGCUCUUACGAAAGACAAGCCCGAUGAGCUUGCACCUACAGAGGCCAUUCCAGAAGCUCCUGCUGAAGCUGAGACUGAGGUCCCCGCUUCUUCCGAGGAACCGACAGGCGAAACUGCACCAGAACCUGCUGCCGAGGAACCUACACCUGCUGCAGAACCUCCGACUGAGACCUCAGCCGAGUCUAAGUCAGAGGAGCCUGAGCCUACCGAAGAGGAAGCCGCCGAUGCAACGGUCGAGUCUGACGAUGCUGCACUAGCUGAAACUAAGAACGACGCCCCUUCUGCCUCAGAAGAGGCCGUGGCUGAAGUAUCGGCAGAGGACAAGCCUGAAGAUGCUGCUCCCGCAGAUGAACCGGCUGCCACGGAAGAUAUCGCACCUGUAGGGACGGAAGCGGAUGCCUCGGUCGAAACCGAGCCCGUGGGGCCAGCUGCUGAAGCUUCGGAUGAUGCCAAGUUGGACGAACCUGCGAAGGAUGCCACCACCGAUGCAGUAGUUGAGACCAACGCGGAAGAAGCUGCGUCUUCAGAUGAACCAGCGGUCGAAGUUACUACGGAGGCUCUCGCUGAUUCUUCUGCUGAUGCUCCCGCUGACGUCAAAUCUGAAGAUGCUGCUCCUAAGGAAGCAUCUACAGAGCUUGCCCCUGAAACUAUUACGCCUGUUGAGCCUGUAGUCGAGGAGGCAUCUGAGGCCAAGAUGGAUGAUAGUCCUCCUGUAGAUGUGCCGGCACCUGAAACCCCAGUUGAGGCGAAGACUGAGGAACCAGCUCCAGCUGAACCCUCAACUGAAGCUGCUGAGGAUGCGAAGUCUGACGAACCGGGGUCAGCGGAGACCUCGUCGGGUGAGCCGACUGUAACCGACGCAACAUCAGCUCCAUCAGAACUUGCACAUGAGGCCACCAAGGAGGGAGAAGCGGCCGGCUCUGAAACAACAGAGGCUGAAGCAGCGCCUAUAGAAGAUACUCCAGCUGCUGCCGCUGCCGAACCUCCUGCGCCUGAAGAAGCCGAGGCACCGGGCGCCGCUCCGACGGAACCAUCAGCUGAAGUUGCUGCCGCAGAGAGCGCUCCCACUCCUGCCGAGGAGGACAAGACUGAGGACGCUUCCGAGAACGAUACUUCUGGGCCAGCAGCUGUGGAGCCAGAAGAGCCAGCACCUGCUGCAGAAGAGGCAGAAGAGUCUGCAGAUGAUCACGCGAAGUCUGAAGAGCCAGCAGCGACUGAACCAGAUGCAUCUCCUGCAACAUUGGAAGAGGCACCCACAGAUGAUCUUCCUGUCGAGGCGACCGCUGUGACGAACCCUCCCGCCGAAGACCCUGCUUCCACGGAUCCUGUUGAGCCAAAGGAGGAGGCAGUAACCACCGAUGCUGAACCUGCAGCCUCACAAGAGGAUAGCGUUGUCGCUGAGCAAGACGCCGGGGCGGAACCCGAAGUGGCUGCUCCCGAGACGGUUGUUGACGAGUCCAAGUCUGAAGGUCCCUCUACUGUUCCAGAGCCAGCGACAGCAGAGGUAGCAUCCUCUUCGACAGAUACAGAAACUCCAGCUUCUGACGCCGCGGACGAAAAGAUUGAAACGCCCGCUACCGCUACUGAACCAGCUAAUGAGCAAGAGGCCACUCCGGUUGCGGAGACGGCGCCUGUGAGUGAGCCUGCUGAAGACAAGAACAUGCCUUCAGUCAGCGAGGCAACCGAGACGUCGGUCGAAGCGGCGCCUGUGUCUUCGGAUGUCACUGAAUCUGCUUCCGAAGCUACAGAGGCAGACGAGCCGGGAUCCGUCACGGAAACCGAGCCUGAGAUUGAGGCCGAGGCUCCGGUCGCUGUCGCAGCUGAUGCCUCUGAGCCAGAAGAGUUGGAAGCCCUCAAGACAGAAGAUGCUGAGGCACCUGAGGCCGAGGCUGAAGAGUCCAAGGAUGCUACUCCUGAACCGAUCAAGGAGGAGCCCGUUGCCUCCCAAGAACAAGACACUUCGCCCGCGUCGGAAGUUGAACCGAAGGCAUCCACGACAGAAGAGCCCGAAGCAACCCAGGAUGAUCCAGAUGCUUCCAAGGAGACCGAGGCUGAAACUUCCAAAGAUGCUGACUCCAAAGCGGAUGCUGUACCGACUAACGACGCCACGCCCGAGACCUCAUCGGACGUUGCUCCCGAAACUACUCCUGAGGCUCCCGCUGAAGCCGAAGAUCCAGCUCCUGCCAAUGUUGAAGCCGAGGGCGAGCCAGCGGUGGAUGACGCUGCGGAAUCUGAACCCUCCGGAGAAGCGGCACCAGAGCCUGAGCCCGAAGCCCCCAAGGAACCUGAGCCUGAGGCUGUAGCUGAAGUCGCAGCAGAUGCUCUUAAGGAAGCUGAAGCUGAGCCGGCCACUGAGCCGGCGGCCGAGGUCGUCGCAGAUGCUGGAGCCGGAACGACCGAGGGCAAGCCUGGUUCACCAAAUGAGGCCGAGGCCGAUGCCCCUGAGCCAGAAGAAAGUGCAGCCCCAGAGCCCGCCUCCACGGAUGCUUCCGCAGAUGCAGCCGCCGCAGGUGGUGGGGUUGUCUCGACAGAAGGUAUGAACGGUUACGAAAUCAUUAGUGACGGCAAAGAAUUCAGCUUCACCGUGGACAUUCUCUCCCCAAGGACCAAGGAUACUAAAGAAAAAGCAGAACCAGCAACGGAGACCGAAGAAACCCCCGAAGAAUCCAAGGUGGAAGAGCAAACUCCUGAUCUUGCCCCAGAAGAGCCCAUCACCGCCGCCGCCGCCGCCGACGAAGUCGAGGAUAAGACUGAAGCCGCUGAGAAGCCUGAAGCAGAGGCCGCCGUCGAGACCAAAGAAGCAGAAGCAGAGCCAGUCGUUGCAACCUUGGAUACAGAGCCUGAACCCGCCACUGAAGUGGUCCUGGAACCGACGGCUGAAGUUGAGGGUGCUGAACCCGAUACAGAACCUGUUGCGGAAGCCAAGGAUACCGAACCAGAGUCAACAUCCGAAGGACAAAACCCAGACCCGCCGACUGAUCCAGCUGCGGAGUCCGAACCCGCAGUCGAGCCCUCUACUCCUGAUACGGAAGCAGCCGAAGUGAAGGCGGCAGAGCCGGAUACGGCACCAGAGAAUACUACGGAGGCCGCCGAAGCACCCGCCGAAGCGGAGACGAAGCAAGCAGCGCCUGAAUCGGAGGCUGCAGCUGAAGAGACCAAGUCAGCCGAGGCAGAGCCAAACGCUGAACUUAAUGAGCCCGAGCCUGCUGCCGAGGCCGAAACAGUUCCUGAGGCGAACGACCCCGAGCCUGAGGUGGAGGCAACCCCCGCAGCAGAUGUUAAGGAACCCGACUCGGAGCCUGCACCAGCGGAAGAGACAGCCGAAGCCCAAGACCCCGCGACUGCCGCUGAACCUGCCGCUGAGUCCGACGCUACCGUUGAAUCUAAGGAACCCGAGCCUGAGCCAGCAGUGGCGCAAGAGACUACUGAAGCCAAACCCGAAGAGCCUACCGCCGAGGAAACCUUGGCACCAGAGCCCGAAGCUGCUGCUGAGCCGACUCCCACCGAGUCUGAAUCUCCUGCUGAACCGGAGGCUCCGACUGAGGCCGAAGCACCCACCGAGCCUGAGGCAGCUGCUGAGCCCGAAGCAACUGCCCAGCCCGAAGCACCCGUUGAGGCUGAAGCUGCUACCGAGCCAACCCCUGCUGAGCCCGAAGAUGCUGCUGAGGCUGAAGCUCCCGCUGAACCGGAGGCUCCGACUGAGCCCGAAGCACCCACCGAGCCUGAAGCUGCUGCCGAGACCGAAGCUGCUGCCGAGCCUGAGGCUUCUACUGAACCGGAGGCAGCUGCUGAGCCAGCUCCUGCUGAACCAGAAGCUCCUGCUGAGGCUGAAGCUGCCGCCGAGCCAACUCCUGCUGAACCGGAAGCUCCUGCUGAGCCCGAAGCUGCCGCUGAGGCUGAAGCAGCUGCUGAACCAACUCCUGAUGAGCCCGAAGCUGUUGCUGAGCCCGAAGCAGCUGCUGAGCCUGACGCUGCUGCUGAACCUGAAGCAGCUGCUGAUCCAACUCCUGCUGAACCAGAAGCACCGGUGCAGUCAACAUCCGUAGAACCUGCAGCAACUGUUGAACCAGAAGCGGUGGCUGAAGCACAGACGGCCGAGGGUGAGCAAGCGAGAUCUCUGGAUGUCGAUGAGAGCAAGGAUACGGUGGGUCCAAUCGCCUCUGAUGCAAGAGGAGCAGAGAAAACAGGUGAGAACUCCCUUCCUUCCCCUAAUCCCGAUUCCCCCGAUGGAGAUGCAAGGGAAGGACAGGAUGGCCAGGAUCCCGAGGUUCCGGACGAGGACGUCCAGGCCGGCAACCCUGAUCCGGAACCUGCGGAGCCCGUUGUGGACGACACACUGGAUACGAAUCCCACGGACCCUGCCGAAGAAGCUGAGGCGACAGCGGCGCCGAUUGAAGUUGCCGAAGAAGACCCCCCUACCAAUGCGGAAACUCAGGAGAGCCAAGACACUGCAGCUGCAGAAGAGACAGUUUCUACUGCUGUUGAAGAGCCUGUCUCCGAAGAGGCUGCGGCCGAAGAGCCUGUUGAAGAACCUACUGUUGACGAGCCUACUGUCGAAGAGCCUGCCUCCGAGGAGCCUGCGGUCGAAGAACCUGCUACCGAAGAACCUGCUGCCGAAGAACCUGCUGCCGAAGAACCUGCUGCCGAAGAACCUGCUGCCGAAGAACCUGCUGCCGAAGAACCUACUAUUGAGGAUGGUAUCACUGAUGAGGCUGCACCAACCGAGUCAGCUGAGCCAGCAGUAGCGGACCCGGUGGUAGAGGCGACCGAGCAGGCGGAGGAAGCUCCAGAGGCAGCGUCCGAGACUGUACUGGAAACGGCCGCACCUGCAGAUACCACUCCAGAAGAGACGGCCCUCGAGGGCCCCGCUACAGUGGAUGCUACUGCUGAGGAGCCAGCAUCAGAGACGGCUGCACCAGAAGAACCAACACUGGCCGAGCCUUCUCCUCAAGACCACGCCACCGAAACUACACCAGAGGACCGUUCCUCAGUUAUGACAGCGGAGGCAGCUCCCGAGGAGGCUAACACUGGGGAGGCUGCCGCCGUCACUGAGCACGCCUCUCAAGAAACUGCAGAGCCAGAAAUGAUAGGCGAGGAAACUGCGAAUGAAGCCAACCUUGAAAAGUCGUUACAAGUGGAAACUGGAGAUGAAUUACCAGCAGAGGCUGAGCCGUCGGCGGAAGAACAGACACAAGAUACUGUUGAAGAGUCUACCAUAGAAGCUCCUCUCGAACCGGAAUCCACCCCUGAAGAGUCACCAGCAGCAGAACCUGUCGCAACCGAGGAAAUAGUAGAGCAAUCCACGGAAGAUACUCUGCCAGCUCUAGCUGUAGAGGAUGCUACACCCGAGGAACCGGUAUCAACUUCAGAAGAAACCGCCCUGACUGCUGAGGAUGAGGGUUCACGCAACAAUGACGGGCUCAUCGCAGGAGCAGCUGCCGCUGGUGCUGGUGUUGGUGUUGCAGGAGUUUUGUUCGCUGCCAAUAUUGGAAAAGACUCGAACGAUGAUAUCACCGCAAGGGAGGUUCCCGAGCCCAACGCAACAGAUGCUAUCUCACGCCGAAGCUCGUCGGAUAAGUUGACCCAGACUCUCGCAAACUCCCUGCCUUCAGGACCAAUCACUGUGGCCGACCAAAAAGACGCUGAUGUGGACGCCCACUUCAACCCCGUGCAACGAGAGGGAUUUUCAGACUCCGGAACGCAAACAGAUAGCUCAGUGUGGGGUCUUCGACCCUCGACGCCCGCCGUGGUUCUUCCUGAGCUUCCCGUGUCACCAGCGGCCAAGGAAAGGGCAAGGGCUCUCAGACGACAGCGGAAGGUCUCCAUCAAGCAAGCCGAAGAGCUUGUGGCAGCUGCUGUGGUUAUCUAUGCUACGGCGGAGGCUCUCCGCUCACCCACAAGCCCUUCAUCGCAGAGCAGCACCCAACUCAUCAAGGCCAUGCCCAGCUGGGAGCAACAAAUCAAGACAAAACCGAAAAGGGCCUUUUUCUCGAGGAGAAGAAGGAUGCAGAGGCUCGUGAAAGGCACCGCCGACGUCGUCACUCCUCUACUCACCACUCAUCAUCGUAUUCUGGCCGCAGUCGAGGCGAAGACGAAAGCAGAGACGACAGCAGACGCCAUUCACACCACUCGCAUCAUUCCAGCCGACGACACCGAACGGACAGCGAACGAUCUCUCCGGUCUGGCGACUCUGCCCCCCGCACUCCGCCGGGACCUCCAAAGAGACAGGAUAGCGCGAAGGCAUCGAAGCGAACGUAGCGGAAGGACUGAAAGAAGCGAGCGCAGCAAUCGCUCCGAGCGCACGCCUGAGGAACAAGCUGCGCAUGAGCGCCGCAAGGAAGAGCGCAGACUUGCGCGUGAGAAGGAGAAGGAGCGUGAACGUGAAGCUGCUGAACGGGAACGAGAGCGUGAGCGUGAUCGUGAUCGCGACAGGCGUCGUGAGAGAGAACGCGAGCGUGAGCGCCAGCGUGAACUGGAACGCGAAGCGGAAGAAAGGGAGCGAUCACGUCGCAAAGGCAAGGGGCCUGAGGUCAUUGCCAAGCCUGAGGAGACGACAGACCGCAGCCAUCGCCGCUCUCGCCGCCACAGCACCGCGGAGCACCACCGUCCGGAGCGUACUCUUAGCAGGAGAGGACCCAGGGAUCCCUCGCCAGAACGGACGAAGGAAUUCUUCAGCAUCAACGGCGAAGGACCCCCUCUUCCCCCAUCAGCCAAGGACAACAUGCCAAUGGAUGACAAUACAGGACAACAAGAAGCAACUGGUUCACGCGGUAUCCUGAAGCGAUCCAGCACAACGCGCGAGAAGCACAGUCACAGCCACAGCCAUACCCGUCGGUCUGAGGAUGUUGGGAGAUCCAACAAGCUGCAAAAGGCACGUGAGCAAGUUGCCGAAGAAGCAGCACGCAAGGCGGCCGAGAAACCCAAGUCAAAGCACUCGGACGAUUCUCGACGACGCGCCCGCGAAGAAGAGCGGAGAAAGACAAGAGAUGUCGAAAAGGAGAGGGAAAGGGAGAGAGAAAAGGAGAAGGAGAAGUCAAGCGGGAUCAAGGGCAUGUUCAAGCGAUUGUUCAACUAA
Molecule: messenger RNA, 8109 nt
Organism: Colletotrichum spaethianum
Lineage: Eukaryota; Fungi; Ascomycota; Sordariomycetes; Glomerellales; Glomerellaceae
Product: accumulation-associated protein
Exons: 10
Coding region: 1-8109 (2702 amino acids)
Source: RefSeq, a predicted model, not a curated record